AUGCCGUCGUCGUCCCAAUCGUCGUCGUCUAAACCGCAACCGAUUGUUCGACAAGUUGGGUUUACCAUCGGCGAAGAAGACGGGAACGCGACGACGAAUACAAACACCGGUUUAGGCAGUAAAAAAACAACGCCGUCGUCGUCCUCUGCGGUGAUUGGGAGCAGUACGAACGAUGUCGUCGCGACGAGUAAAGAAGAGAACGACGACGCCGCGGUGGCAUCCAUCACGGCCGGGUUUGGAAGCGUCUUAAACGUGUCUUCUUUGCAUCAACAAAGUCCAGAGAGGAAGAAGACGAAAGAAGAAAAGCCGGUGCAAGAAAAAGAAGCUGAUGGUGCUCCUGCUCCUCCUCCUCCUCCUCCUCUUCCAGAGAGCGAUAAAGACGAAGAAAAGAAACGAAAAGCUGAGGAAAAAGAACGCAGACGACAAGAACAUCUGGCGAGAAUGGCUUCAGAAGGGAAACCGGAACCGAAAUUACAAAAAGCGGCGUCGAAAGCAGAACGAAGGGCGCAGCAAGAGGCGCAAAGAGCGGCGAAGGAACAAGAGAAGAGUAGCGGCGGCGCCGCGACGAAGAAGAAGCAAGAGAAGGGUGGUAGCACUACUACUACUACUACUACUAGUAGUAAAGGGGGUAGCGCGCCGAGUGGUAGCGGCGAUAAGAGUGCCUCGACAGUAGGAGGUGGUUCCACGGACGAGACGCAUCGAUCAUUCGCGGACGUUCGUACAAAGACGCGCAAAGAUUCGCACUUUUGCGAGCGGCAUUUCUCGCACCUCAAUUUGCAUCAAACGUCCACAUCAAAUAAAAUCGACCACGAUUUGAUCGAGUUUCAGUAUCCGUGCGUGGAAAGAUUAGCAGAAGCAUAUCAAACGAGAAAGUGCGUGGGAAGUACGAACAGAGUUCGUCAACUGUUGUUGUGUUUAAAGGAAGUCGUGCAAUCGUACUCGCACAAAUCUGGGAGCUAUUCGCAAGCGUUGUUAGUUUUGAUUAACCACGUCAUUUCGAGAAUUCAAGAGGCUCGACCGAUUUCUACGAGCAUGGGGAACGCCGUGAAAUCGUUAAAAACGCACUUAGCAGUGCUUUCUCAAGGUGAGAAAUUGAAAGAAGCCAGAGACGACGCGGAGAUGAUGACAGUUGAAGCUCAAAAGAAGAAAACGCUCGAACAUCUCGAGGAUACUUUGAAAGAAUACGUCGAAAGAGCGGUCGAGACGAUCGUCAAAACACUUUCGACCUAUUACGCGGAGAAGCAAGUUCAACACGUGGUGACGUUUGGACAUUCUGAAUCGGUUGUGAAAUCAUUAAUACGUGCAAAAGAGAGCGGAUACGAAAACAUGUGCGUCACCAUAGUCGACGCCGCGCCGUCGUUUGAGGGACGAAAAACGUUAAAUCAUCUCCUCGAUGCGGACAUUUCGUGCGAAUAUACGCUCAUGCACGGCAUGGAUGUGGUCUUUCAACGCUUCAGUAAUAGUAGAGACGGAGCAGACCAAUCCAUGGUUUGUUGCAUUGGCGCGAGCGCCGUCCUCGCGAACGGGAAAAUCAUGUCUCGAGCCGGAUCUGCGAGCUUUUGCAACGCGGCGAAAAGUAGGGGAGUGAAGGUGCUCGUCGCUGCUGAAACGAUCAAGUUUCACGAACGGGUCGGUAUUGAUUCCGUGCUACACAACGAUAUCCAAGAUUUCGUCAUCGAACCAGGAAUGAUUUCGAAUUUGCGUAAACUGUGCUUAUCGUACGAUCUCGUGGAGGAUAUCGGCGAGAUCGUUUGCGAGAAAGGAAUUAUUGCUCCAGGGAAAGCGGUAAACUUCGUUAUUUAG
Molecule: messenger RNA, 1803 nt
Organism: Bathycoccus prasinos
Lineage: Eukaryota; Viridiplantae; Chlorophyta; Mamiellophyceae; Mamiellales; Bathycoccaceae
Exons: 1
Coding region: 1-1803 (600 amino acids)
Source: RefSeq, a predicted model, not a curated record